UUCAUUGCCGCCGGCCGCCCGAGCGUCCGCGGCCGCGCCCAGAUCCGCCGCCAUGGCCGCGCGGGGCUCCGCGGGCGCCGGCCCGGCCGCCAUCCAGCUCAGCAGGAUAAUGCGUCCGGAUGAUGCAAACAUCGCAGGGAAUGUCCAUGGAGGGACCAUCCUGAAAAUGAUCGAAGAGGCAGGUGCCAUCAUCAGCACCCGACAUUGCAAUUCCCAGGCAGGGGAGCACUGUGUGUCUGCGCUGGCCCGUGUGGAGCGUACAGACUUCCUCUCGCCCAUGUGCAUUGGUGAAGUGGCUCACGUGAGUGCGGAAAUCACUUACACCUCCAAACAUUCCGUGGAAGUUCAAGUCAACGUGCUGUCGGAAAACAUCCUCACAGGUGCGAAGAGGGUGACUAACAGGGCAACUCUGUGGUAUGUGCCUCUUUCUCUAAAGAACGUGGACAAAGUCCUGGAAGUUCCUCCUAUUCAGUAUGCAUGGAAAGAGCUGGAAGAGGAAGGAAAAAAACGCUACGAAGAGCAAAAACUGGAACGACUGGUAACUAAACAGAGAAAUGGGGACAUCAUCUUCCCUGUAAUCAAUCCAGAUAGACAGACUAAAGAACCGUACACUGUGGGCUAUAGCCAGUCCAGCCUGAUCCAUCUGGUGGGCCCCUCAGACUGCACUCUACAUGGAUUUGUACAUGGAGGUGUCACUAUGAAGUUAAUGGAUGAGGUAGCUGGCAUUGUAGCUGCUCGCCAUUGUAAGACCAACAUUGUCACAGCUUCUGUGGAUGCUAUUAACUUCCAUGAGAAGAUCAAAAAAGGUUGUAUCAUUACUAUUUCCGGACGCAUGACCUUCACGAGCAAUAAAUCCAUGGAGAUUGAGGUCUUCGUUGAUGCUGAUCCUUUUGUUGAUGAGCCUAAAGAAAGAUAUCGCGCUGUCAGUGCAUUCUUUACCUAUGUAUCCCUGAGCAAGGAGGGGAAGCCUCUACCUGUUCCACAGCUGGUGGUAGAAAGUGAAGAUGAGAAGAGACGUUUUGAAGAUGGAAAAGGGAGAUAUCUUCAAACGAAAGCCAAAAGGCAGGCACAGAUGCAACCGCUCACUCAACAAUGACCCUUCAUCUUGGACCUAAAUAUUUAUGGCAGAGCCGCCUAGAAAUAAACAUAUCCACUUUAGAAAUAUUUACUUGGACAAAUAAAACUAACCUUUCACUUGUGUUGUAUGAAGUGUUCAUUGGGCCCUGUGUAUUCAUUGAUCCUGUACCUGUGCAAAUGGUGGCAGAAUUCAUUCUGUGCGGCAGAAUUGUACUCCAGAAGAUAAGUUUUUCCUUUUUGUUUUUUUUAAAGUGAGCCUUUCAGAUAUGACUCAAGCGUUGAGAUGGAGUGUUUGUCUUUUUGCGUUCACACAUAAACUGAAACAAUCGUUCUGAAGUCUGAGCUGUGCCACCAUUCGUCACAAUUGAAUGUUAAAUCUGAACCGUAAUGAUGCCAAUUUAAAUCAGUUUUUGAAUUAGAAUCAUAAAAUAUCAGGGUUGGAGGGGACCUCAAGUCUAACCCCCUGCUAAAAGCAGGACCAAUCCCCAACUAAAUCAUCCCAGUCAGGGCUUUGUCAAACCUGACCUUAAAAACCUCAAAGGAAGGAGAUUCCACCACCUCCCUAGGUAACGCAUUCCAGUGCUUCACCACCCUCCUAGUGAAAGUUUUUCCUAAUAUCCAACCUAAACCUCCCCCACUGCAACUUGAGACCAUUACUCCUUGUUCUGUCAUCGGCUACCCCCGAGAACAGUCUAGAACCAUCCUCUUUGGAACCCCCUUUCAGGUAGUUGAAAGCAGCUAUCAAAUCCUGCCCCCCAUUCUUCUCUUCCGCAGACUAAACAAUCCCAGUUCCCUCAGCCUCUCCUGAUAUGUCAUGUGUUCCAGUCCCCUAAUCAUUUUUGUUGCCCUCCGCUGGACAUUUUCUAAUUUUUCCACAUCCUUCUUGUAGUGUGGGGCCCAAAACUGGACACAGUACUCCAGAUGAGACCUCACCAAUGUCAAAUAGAGAGGAAUGAUCAUGUCCCUUGAUCUGCUGGCAAUGCCCCUACUUAUACAUCCCAAAAUGCCAUUGGCCUUCUUGGCAACAAGGGUACACUGUUGACUCGAAUCCUGCUUCUCGUCCACUGUAACCCCAGGUCCUUUUCCGCAGAACUGCUGCCUAGCCAUUCGGUCCCUAGUCUGUAGCAGUGCAUGGGAUUUUUCCGUCCUAAGUGGAGGACUCUGCACUUGUCCUUGCUGAACCUCCUCAGAUUUCUUUUGGCCCAAUCCUCUAAUUUGUCAAGGGCCCUCUGCAUCCUAUCCCUACCCUCCAGCGUAUCUAACUCUCCUCUCAGUUUCGUGUCAUCUGCAAACUUGCUGAGGGUGCAAUCCACACCAUCCUCCAGAUCAUUAAUGAAGAUAUUGAACAAAACCGUCCCGAGGACCGACGCUUGGGGCACUCCACUUGACACCGGCUGCCAACUAGACAUGGAGCCAUUGAUCUCUACCCGUUGAGCCCGACAAUCUAGCCAACUUUCUAUCCACCUUAUCGUCCAUUCAUCCAGCCCACACUUUUUUGUUAAACUACUGAGCAGUUUUAGCAGAAACAUCCAGUCUAAUAUUUGUUCCAUAAUUCCAGGCAAACUACUGUGCCUUUCUGGAUGCCAAAGGCCCAUGCCUACUCCCCAAAACCACUAGCUUCCCAAAGGCCAAGUUCUGCAAUACAGCUGUGUUUUAUGUUUCUAAAAGGCACAUUGAAUAUGUAGGAGCAGCAUAAAAUUGAAUUUAUGUCCAAGUAAAUACUACCAGGUUACUGUACACCGUGUAUUAUUCAUUCCAACACCAUUCAAUAAAAUAACUCCAGUCUGCCAUAGGUGGAGUGGCACAGAAAGCAACGGGCAUACCAAAGAAUACACAGGGCCAUGACUUUUUGUAAUGCAGUGUUGAUCUACAGUAUGUCCUAAAAUAUGUACACCAAAGCUUAUUUAUAUUACUCAAGUAUAAAUGCUACUCAGUAUUGUAUGGGACUCUCAGUUCAUUCCAUUCAAAUCUAUGUAAUAUUUAUGUGCACAUCUAAGUUAUUUAGGGUGCACUGUGACAUGAAUAAAGUCGGUCAGUCUUCA
Caretta caretta (loggerhead turtle) is the source of this 3119-nucleotide messenger RNA. It is a transcript of the gene ACOT7, whose product is annotated as acyl-CoA thioesterase 7. Gene Ontology annotation, molecular function: long-chain fatty acyl-CoA hydrolase activity. The record is from RefSeq and is a predicted model, not a curated record. Lineage: Eukaryota; Metazoa; Chordata; Testudines; Cheloniidae. Gene Ontology annotation, cellular component: cytoplasm; cytosol. Gene Ontology annotation, biological process: acyl-CoA metabolic process; fatty acid catabolic process.